Messenger RNA from Cryptotermes secundus, 506 nucleotides. RefSeq names its product pre-mRNA-splicing factor SYF1-like. Gene Ontology annotation, molecular function: protein binding. Bases 140 to 499 code for a protein of 119 amino acids. NCBI's taxonomy places the organism in Eukaryota, Metazoa, Arthropoda, Insecta, Blattodea, Kalotermitidae. Gene Ontology annotation, biological process: generation of catalytic spliceosome for first transesterification step; mRNA splicing, via spliceosome. The record is from RefSeq and is a predicted model, not a curated record. The transcript is spliced from 3 exons. Gene Ontology annotation, cellular component: U2-type catalytic step 2 spliceosome; Prp19 complex; post-mRNA release spliceosomal complex.
GCAGUUAUUAAAGUUUGCUGUUUUGUUUCAGCUGUUUAAUAUUUACAUUAAAAAAGCUGCAGAAAUUUACGGAGUCCCUAAGACACGGCAGAUAUAUGAGAAGGCGAUUGAAGUUCUUACAGAGGAAAAUGCACGGGAAAUGUGUUUGAGGUUUGCAGAGAUGGAGACCAAACUUGGUGAAAUUGACAGAGCCCGAGCCAUCUACACCCACUGUAGUCAGAUGUGUGAUCCAAGGGUGACAGCAGAGUUCUGGCAGACAUGGAAGGAAUUCGAAGUGCGUCAUGGGAAUGAAGACACAAUGAGAGAGAUGUUGAGGAUUAAACGAAGUGUGCAAGCUACAUAUAACACUCAGGUGAACAUGAUGUCUGCGCAAAUGCUCUCUGCAGCCAGCAAUGUAUCAGGAACUGUCGCAGAUCUUGCACCAGGAGCUAAGGAUGGUAUGAGAAUGCUGGAAGCUAAAGCUGCACAAAUGGCACAUCUGGAGAGACCUGGUAAGUAACUGUAGA